GAGGCGUCAGUACGUAGCCCAUUGUUCAAGUGUUCCGAGUACUGAAUAAGCGUUGGAUAUGUCACCUACACGAAACCACUGAUGAAAGAAGAAAACGGGGCAAAGUCUCAAAGGCGGAAAGGUCGUCAUCGAGAUACAGAUAGUCAGUUCGUCAAACGUUGGAUGGUGACGCUAGCCUGCGGGUGUGCUUGCGUCAUUCUCAGUAUGUCUCUUAUGCUGUCCGUCUGGAAAAACCGACAGCUGACGCAACAAGCUCAGUUUGUAGAGGCUCAAAGAUUCAACGUAGCGUUGCAGCGUGGAAAAGGUGUCCAUAACGUGCAUAACCGAGCCUUCUCUAAAUUUCAAGAGCUGCACCAUCACGUGAUUAGAAAUGGUGAGAGAUAUCCUGGUGUUGUGAAGUAUAAAGACCAAGAUGCAAUCAACAAUUCGGAUGACGAUGACGUCAAUGAGAAUGGCAGUGACGACAAACGGGCAGAUGCAACAUCAAAAGAAGGACGUGGCAGCAGAAGAAGGUCUGAUGAAGAUAACACAAAGUCAAUAUCAGAACACGAAUCACAGCAAGAGAGUGUAGAGGAAUUGAAGGAGAAAGUUAGAAAAUUACGGGAUGUUUAUAAUGCCAAAGUGACUAAACACAGGCAAAGACGUGCAGCUGGAGAACCAAUUUCUCCCCAAGAUGAGUCUGCAUUAAUGCAAGAACUCAAAGAAAUGCGAGUCGAGUACUACAAAAUGAUUAAUCAAGUAAAACACAUGCGAGGCAAUCAAAGCCAACCAGGAGUUUCAACACGACAGGAUCGUUCUGAGAGGCACAGACAAGCACAGAGGAUUCAAGAAGAAAAAUAUGCGAGCAAACAGCUGAGGGAUAAUUUCUUGAAAGGUGAGCACCGAAUGAUUCGAGAAGCUGCUGCUAGAGACGAUUAUCCAAGAGCAGAUGAAAUCAGACCGUAGUUGAAAAAGCAUAUCUUCUUCAAAUAGGUUUACUAAAUAGAGGACUAUGUAUGUACAAGUAACACUACAGACGUUUAAUAGUUUCGUGAUGGGAAGCAGCAUCAAAUUUGGUUUAGUUAAAGAAAGAAAGAAUGUAAAAGGAACUGGUGUAUGCAUUUAGUUGAUGUCAAAGCUUAUAUAAUGCAAGCUUCUUCCCAGAUUAAGAAGGGACUUUUCAGAAAUUACAUCAUUUACUUUAGUA
Molecule: messenger RNA, 1186 nt
Organism: Corticium candelabrum
Lineage: Eukaryota; Metazoa; Porifera; Homoscleromorpha; Homosclerophorida; Plakinidae
Exons: 2
Coding region: 82-945 (287 amino acids)
Source: RefSeq, a predicted model, not a curated record